Messenger RNA from Felis catus (domestic cat), 1679 nucleotides. It is a transcript of the gene CRTAM, whose product is annotated as cytotoxic and regulatory T cell molecule. The coding region runs from base 34 to 1236 and encodes 400 amino acids. The record is from RefSeq and is a predicted model, not a curated record. Gene Ontology annotation, biological process: positive regulation of natural killer cell mediated cytotoxicity directed against tumor cell target; detection of tumor cell; cell recognition. Lineage: Eukaryota; Metazoa; Chordata; Mammalia; Carnivora; Felidae. The transcript has 10 exons. Gene Ontology annotation, molecular function: signaling receptor binding. Gene Ontology annotation, cellular component: plasma membrane.
UUUAUUUCAGAAUCUAGAGGAAGUUGACAAAGUAUGACAACAGCACGGCACAGUAUGUGGUGGAGACUUUGCAGCUUGCUGGCUUGCUUCCCCUUACAAGAAGCCCUUCUGACCAACCACACAGAAACAGUCACCGUGGAGGAAGGCCAGACGCUCACUCUCAAGUGUGUCGUUUCUCAGGGGAAGACCACAUCCCUGCAGUGGCUGGCCCCAUCAGGGUUCACCAUUUUUUUCAAUGAGCAUCCUGCUUUAAAAAAUCCCAAAUACCAGCUUCUGAAUCACUCCGCCCAUCAGCUCUCCAUCCGCGUGCUUAAUGUCAGCCAGCAAGAUGAAGGCGUGUACAAGUGUUUACGAUACGGCAGCUCCGUGAGAACAAAGGAAGUAAAAGUGAUCGUGACAGCAACUCCUUCCACACCAAUCCUGGAAGCUUCAGUUACCAGAAUGCAAAAUGGAAAAGAACACGUUACGCUUACAUGCUCCACCGUGAGAAGUAAGCCCCCUCCGCAGAUAACUUGGAUUUUAGGGAAGGACAUAGAGCUCUACGGUGAAACCCACCAUGACUUUGAAACCGAUGGGAAGAAAUGUAACAGCAGCAGCAUCCUCAGAGUCCACACGUACAGCAAAAACUCAACAGUGGACUGCAUUAUCCGACACAAAGGUCUACAAGGAAGAAAACUGGUGGCACCAUUCCGAUUUGAAGAUAUAGUUACUGAUCGAGAGACAGCUUCAGAUGCCCUGGAGAAAAACUCUCCAUCGUCUGCAGACCCUCAGCAGCCCACUAGCACUGUUGCAGUAGUGGAAGAUUCUAAUACAACAGAGAUUGACAAGGAAGAGAAAAACCAAACCGCUCAAGAUCCUGACUUAACCACUGAAACAAAUCUUCAGUAUGUAGGGGUGAUACGGAGGCAAAAUGGCAUUCUGCUGCUCACCCUGGUCUCCUUUCUCAUCUUCAUACUCUUCAUCAUCGUCCAGCUCUUCAUAAUGAAGCUUCGGAAAGCACACGUGAUAUGGAAAAAAGAGAAUGAAAUUUCAGAACACACGCUGGAAAGUUACAAAUCGAGGUCAAAUAAUGAAGAAACAUCGUCCCAAGAGAAAAAGGACCAAACUUUCCCCUCGAAGAGCUACAUGAACUACAUCACACGGUUGUACUCUGAAGCAAAAACAAAGCGGAAGGACGAUUCACGGAGUUCGAAAUUCAAAGGAGAGCCCGCUCAUAUACCAGAGAGCAUCGUGUAACGUUCUUUGCAACCGCAAAUACUGAUUUCGGUGCUGCUGCAGGCCUCACAGUGGAGCAGCCUAGGGGAAGGAGCAUAAUUAUGGUCACAAGAAAAAAUAUACUUUGAGUGCCAUGCGACAUGGUAGCCUCCCGUGGCACACUGCCCUGGAUUCAGGGCUGUGAAAUGAGGACCAGACCAUGGACACAAAGCUUCAUAGUUUAAAAAACAAAAAAAAAAAAAAAAGAGAAGAGAAGAGGAAAAGAAAAGAAAAGAAAAGAAAAGAAAAGAAAAGAAAAGAAAAGAAAAGAAAAAAGAAGAGCAAAAACCUAUCAUGCCUGACACUACUUCAGAGAAGGAGGAGACUCUUAAGUCUUGGAGAUCAGGGUUGAUUGGGCCAGCUAGCAUCUUACCAUGAAGGGAAAAGGAGUUUUUAGAUGCUGGGCUUGAGCAGAACUACUUUAA